GUUGACAGUUCCGACUCGAACGAGGAUCGAAACGAUACCCCGUAAAGUUGUUAGUGCAAAUUCUAAUAAAAAUCUUAUUAGAACCUCAAGACAUCGUUGAUUUCUUUUUGUGAUACGAAGAUACGCUACGUCGACAGUAAAAUGGUGUACCAACGUGAACCGACUGUGGUGGGAGUGCCCAACUUCAAUGCGACCGAGGAUGCGGCCGCCCUAAGAGCCGCCAUGAAAGGUUUCGGCACAGACGAGCAGGCGAUCAUUGACAUCUUGACCACACGCUCCAAUGCCCAGCGACAAGCCAUCGCUAAGGCAUUCACUCACGAAUAUGGCAGGGACAUCAUUGAAGACCUAAAGUCUGAGUUAGGCGGUCAUUUCGAAGAUGUUAUUGUUGCCCUGAUGAUGCCCCCUGAAGAGUACCUGUGCAAGGAGCUGCACAAGUGCAUGGAGGGCAUGGGCACGGAUGAAGACACCCUCGUCGAGAUCCUCUGCACCAGGACCAAGCCCGAGAUUGCUGCUAUCGUGCAGGCUUAUGAAAGGAUGUACGACCGUCCCCUGGCCGAGCACAUGUGCUCAGAGACCUCCGGUGACUUCCGACGUCUGCUGACCCUCAUUGUCACUUCGUCCUCUCGACAGGGGGCGCGGGACGAGGAGGUCGGAGUCGACCCUGAGAAGGCAAGGGAGGAUGCACAAGCGCUGUUCGAUGCUGGGGAGGCCAAGUGGGGGACUGAUGAGGAGGUCUUCAAUAGGAUCCUCGCCCACGAGAGCUUUGCCCAACUGAGCCAGAUCUUCGAGGAGUACAAGAACAUCUCCGGCCGUACCAUCGAGCAAGCCAUCAAGGCAGAGAUUGGAGGAGAGCUGAAAGACGCGCUCUCUGCUAUUGUGGAGUGCGUGGAGAAUGCGCCCGCCUGGUUCGCGGCCCGACUCCGCAACGCCAUGCAGGGCGCCGGGACUUCGGACGAGGUCCUCGUCAGGGUCAUCACCAGCCGCGCCGAGAUAGACCUCGGCUCCAUCAAGGCAGAGUACGAACGAUUGUAUGAUAAGACCGUCCAGAGCGACCUCUCGCAGGGUGAAACUUCUGGAGACUACAAGCGCGCCCUGGUGGCGCUGCUGGGACCUGUUUAAGUUCGAAGAUGAGGACUUUUCCUGCAGGAAACAAGUAAAUGGAGAUCUAAAAAGUUUCCACCCCGGUUGAAAAUUGGGAUGUAACUCUGUUUGAUCUAAAUCGUAACAGAAUCCUGUCAAAUAUAGGAUAGAUUGAGAAAUCCUGAAUAGUCUAUCAAUACUCGAAUGUUUGUAAUCUCUUCGUUUGGCUCUAUAGACCUCCAUUUAUUUGAGAAACCUGAAAAAUUAAGCUUCUGUGUCUUGUGCUGCUUAAUUGUAGAAUAAGUUACUUUAUGUCAAAUUGUCUUUUACGAUAGUUUGCAUAUUAGCACCAUGUUACAUAUUUUAACAAUAUUUAUGUAUUCGGUCUAAUUGGACCUAAAACUCUGUAGUACAUAAUAUUAUGUUUAGUUUUAAAAUAUUAGUUUUAAGCUCUAAUUUGCUGGUUUAGGUAUACCUAUCUUUUCGAAGAAACUGAUUUUUAUUGAAUUGAUUUAAGAAGUAUCGAACAUUAUAUUUUAAUCGAAUAUUGAAUUGUUAAAGAAGUAUUAUAUUGAUAAGUUGUUAAAAAUAAAUAAAAUAUUUAUUACAUAUAAUAGAAUCUCCAUUGUAUUUGCCUAAUAAUUCUACAUAAUGACGAUAACCCCCGAAGUAUACGACUGAUUUUACUAAUCUGUGCAACGAAUUUCGCUGCUGAUCAAUUUUGAACCUUAUUUCCUACACAGUGAAGUUAAAUAAUGAUCGGUUUGCGAAUGUUAGCAUAUUAUGUAUGCUUAUAAUGCUUAUUUUAUUAGUAGUUAUAUUAGAUCGAUAGUACAUUGAAUGUUAGCACGCACUCCUGCCUUAGCAGUGCCUUUAUUUCACGAAAUAAUAUUUCAACAGAAAAUUAUUAAUAUUUUAAUGUCCCAGGGACGAAAAUUUAGAAUUGUCAAUUCGAUUUGUAGCUUUACGCAUUGUUGUUAUUUAAUUGGAUAUUUAUUUAUAAAGAUGUUUAUUAUUUAUCAGAGUUCCAUUCCAUUCGAAUCGUUUAUUUUGUAGCUUUAAUUUACAAAUAAAAUAUUAAUGUGUA
Messenger RNA from Spodoptera litura, 2167 nucleotides. RefSeq names its product Annexin B10 (gene AnxB10). The record is from RefSeq and is a predicted model, not a curated record. Gene Ontology annotation, cellular component: cytoplasm; nucleus; plasma membrane. NCBI's taxonomy places the organism in Eukaryota, Metazoa, Arthropoda, Insecta, Lepidoptera, Noctuidae. Gene Ontology annotation, molecular function: calcium-dependent phospholipid binding; phosphatidylserine binding; calcium ion binding.